Messenger RNA from Puccinia graminis f. sp. tritici CRL 75-36-700-3, 902 nucleotides. RefSeq lists its product as uncharacterized. The record is from RefSeq and is a predicted model, not a curated record. Gene Ontology annotation, biological process: tricarboxylic acid cycle; mitochondrial electron transport, succinate to ubiquinone. The transcript is spliced from 8 exons. The coding region runs from base 79 to 648 and encodes 189 amino acids. Gene Ontology annotation, molecular function: succinate dehydrogenase activity; electron transfer activity. Lineage: Eukaryota; Fungi; Basidiomycota; Pucciniomycetes; Pucciniales; Pucciniaceae. Gene Ontology annotation, cellular component: membrane.
GAUCAUCCCGCCUGUCAUUGGUCAACAGCCGAUCGUCUCCACUCACAUCAACACCGAUCUCAAGAAAAGCAAAACACCAUGAGCUCAACCAUCCUUCAACAGGCCUUCCUUCGCACCUCGCUCAAGCCCGUCAGUCGACUCGGCGUGCAGACCAGCUGCUUCAAGUCGCCCGUCUUGGGAAGCUUGUCAAGCCUUCAUCAACAAAGGUUUUCUAGCUCCAAGACACUCAAAUGCUCUGAAGAGGAUGCAAUCAAGCUGUUGAAUGAACAGCGAAAGCUUCGUCCCUCGUCUCCUCAUUUUACUAUUUACCAACCACAGUUAACUUGGUAUUCUAGUAUUGCCAACCGGGUUACCGGUUGCGCCCUAUCAGCCGGGUUCUACGCGUAUGCCUUGGGUUACAUGGCCCUCCCAGGUAGCAUCCCGUUGGAUUCCGAUACAGUUGUCCAAGUGGUGGCAUCCAGUCCUGAAUGGGCCAAGGUCGCCGGAAAAGCUAUCGUAGCUUUGCCAUUCACCUAUCAUACAUUCAAUGGAGUCAGGCAUCUAGCGUGGGACAUGGGAUACCUCCUUGACCUUAAAACAAGCUACACUGCAGGGUACACCGUCCUUGGUUUGACUGCUGUCUCGACUGUUGGAUUAGCCCUCAUCUAGGUAGCAAACAAGUGUGGUAUCUGUGUCUCUUAGAACCCCCUUGGCCUCCACACACCGCAGUUGCGUCUGGAGUUCAUUGUACAUUUUUUCAAAUUAACACUCCGAGGUAAUCACAAUCAUCUGCCUUGCGAAAUUGUAUAACUUUGAUGACCUGUGUGGAUAGUCUUUCAAUUGAGCCCUGUAAGUUUGAUGAGAAAACUCGAUAGAGACUUCAGCCAUCAUUAAUUUCUCCUUCGAAUCACCGAUUUCCUUGC